Messenger RNA from Cyphellophora europaea CBS 101466, 234 nucleotides. RefSeq lists its product as uncharacterized. The coding region runs from base 1 to 234 and encodes 77 amino acids. NCBI's taxonomy places the organism in Eukaryota, Fungi, Ascomycota, Eurotiomycetes, Chaetothyriales, Cyphellophoraceae. The record is from RefSeq and is a predicted model, not a curated record. The transcript has 2 exons.
AUGUCGGGUAUCCCGCAGACCUUCUGGUCCUCGCCGGUGCGGUACCUGCGCUGGGCAAUGCACGAAAAGCCGGCGAUCUUCUUUUCGAUCGUCGUUGGCAGCAUGGGUCCGCCGCUACUGUAUACGCUGCCGAGCAUCCGGGCGAGAUUUGGCGACUUUGACCCGCCCGCGGUGCCGCAUAGUUAUCCUGUACCGAAGGGUCCGAGGAAGGUGCCUGAGGGGUUCGACGAUUGA